AUGGCCAAGCGAGUUCGAGCUGCCGCAGAACGUGAGACUUGCGGCGGGGACGACAUGCCAUGGGUGGGCGACACCUACUUCAGCGCCAAGCUCAUGGCCCGCUUGGCCCGGCUCAUCGCCAUCGCCGCCGAGUUAGAGCAGCAGGACGAGGCCUUCUUCGACAAGAUGCUGUCACAAUUGUCUGACACCUUGGAGAAGUGGCUGGACAAAGGUGCAGCUACGCCCUUCAUCUACGACAAGUCCUGGGGAGGCCUGGUCUCCUGCGGGUGCAAGUACGAUGACUGCUGGGGCGGCUGCGCCCCGAAGUGCGUGAACGACGUCUCGCAGCCGGCCACCUGCCCCGCGCUGCAUGAUGUAGGCUACAACUUCGGCAACGGCUUCUACAACGACCACCACUUUCAUUAUGGAUAUUUCAUCUACUCAGUCGCUGUCUUGGCCAAAUUCCGGCCGGAGUGGGAGAAGACGUGGCGCCCGCAGGUGCUAGCGCUGAUCAGGGACUACGCCAAUCCAUCGAGUCAAGACAUGGAGUUCCCCAUUUGCCGGCACAAGGACUGGUUCAUGGGCUUCUCCUGGGCUGGCGGGAUCAAGUUCGAGCCCUUGGGCAGGAAUCAGGAGAGCGUCAGUGAAGCGAUCAAUAGCUACUACGCUAUCGGAGUCUACGGCACCGUGUUGGCCAACCGCGGGGACGAGGACUCCGAUGUGGGCAUGCGAUUGCGCCAGCUGGGACGUUUGCUGACCGCGAUGGAGGUGCAUGCCGGGGACACGUACUGGCACGUGCGCCCUGCGGGCGGCAUCUACACGAAUUAUGUGCACCCAACGGCACGGGGCUUGGCCCAUUGGCCCCUUCUCGGGCCGUGCUUUGACGAGCGCCAGUCUUUGGACCUGGUUCGGCGGGUCAGGCCGAACGGCGACGGGCUCUCCCGGUUUGAGGUUGGGAACCCGUUUUGA
This is a messenger RNA of Effrenium voratum, 948 nucleotides long. The record is from the annotation of a GenBank genome assembly. Lineage: Eukaryota; Dinophyceae; Suessiales; Symbiodiniaceae.